Molecule: messenger RNA, 1273 nt
Organism: Papaver somniferum (opium poppy)
Lineage: Eukaryota; Viridiplantae; Streptophyta; Magnoliopsida; Ranunculales; Papaveraceae
Product: solute carrier family 25 member 44-like
Exons: 6
Coding region: 77-1048 (323 amino acids)
Source: RefSeq, a predicted model, not a curated record
UUGACCUUCAAACAGCAACCAACAGAAGCUCUUUUAGUGAACCAAAAACGCAAACUGGACGGUGCUGGGUAGAAAAAUGGAGUUGGAACCACAAACUGUAAAGUUGGAUUUAUCAGAGACAGACAUUAACUGGAAUAGGUUGGAUAAGACAAAGUUUCAUCUCAUUGGAGCUGUCUUAUUUACUGCUCAAUGUGGCUUACUUCAUCCAAUGGCAGUUGUAAAGACUAGAAUGCAAGUAGCUGGGUCUGGGCUUGAUCGAAAUCAUGGAACAGCAGUAUUUAGGCAAAUAUUGAGAAGUGGUGGUAUACCUGGGGUUUUUAGAGGAUUUGGUACUUCCGCUAUUGCGUCAUUGCCUGGUAGAGUCUUGUCUUUGACAUCUCUUGAAGUAUCAAAAGACAUGAUGCUUAAGUACACCGAAGAUCUUCAUAUGGAUGAAGCCACCCGUGUGGGAAUUGCAAAUGGGGUGGCAGGUAUGGUGUCGAACCUUGUUUGUUGUGCAUACUAUGUACCAUUGGAUGUGGUUGUCCAGAGGCUAAUGGUCCAAGGCCUUCCCGGGACUGCAGCUUGUAACGGGCCUAGUGAGGUAAUUCAUAAAAUAAUGAGGGUUGAAGGGUUUCGUGGCAUGUAUAGGGGAUUUGGAUUAACAGCUUUGACACAGUCCCCAGCUAAUGCACUUUGGUGGGGUGCUUAUGCCGCUGCACAGAACGUCAUUUGGAGGAGCCUCAAUUAUAAAAAUGAUGAAGGGGAAAAGACACCAUCUCAGUUGGAGAUGGUUACGGUUCAAGCAACAGCAGGAACCUUUGCAGGUGCUGUUUCUUCUGUUAUUACCACUCCAAUUGACACAAUCAAGACACGGCUCCAAGUCAUGGAUGAUUAUGGUGGUGGUAGACCAUCUGUUAUCAAAACUGCGAAACUUCUCCUCGAAGGAGAUGGUUGGAGAGGUUUCUAUAGAGGAUUUGGACCCCGAUUUUUCAAUAUGUCACUCUACGGGACUACAAUGAUCGUUACUUACGAACUUAUAAAGAGGCUCUCUGUAAAACAAGCCUAGUUUAUCCCGCUUACAGGACACUCAAUGAUUCAUUCAAUUUUGCUUAUCGGAGAUAUAGAGCAAAAUGCCAUUAUUGAUAACAUGUUACUUUAGGUGGCCAAGUUGACCUUCUUUUCCCUCAUUCUUCUAGACUUUCAAGCCAUUUUGUAUCAACUCUUUUGUCAAUGAAAUUCAGCUCAUCGGUGCACCUAGAUUUACUUGUGAAUAUACAAAUAUAAAGCAUAA